Molecule: messenger RNA, 3281 nt
Organism: Xiphias gladius (swordfish)
Lineage: Eukaryota; Metazoa; Chordata; Actinopteri; Istiophoriformes; Xiphiidae
Product: ras-related protein Rab-3A-like
Exons: 5
Coding region: 110-769 (219 amino acids)
Biological process (GO): axonogenesis; maintenance of presynaptic active zone structure; regulation of exocytosis
Cellular component (GO): synaptic vesicle membrane; synaptic vesicle; endosome
Molecular function (GO): GTP binding; GTPase activity
Source: RefSeq, a predicted model, not a curated record
CGCUUAUGCCGGGGCUGUCAAUCAGGAGGCGCACGAGCUACUGCAGGUGCAAAGCUGGGCACUGGGUUAGCCGCUGCAGCGAAGCCGAGGGAAGAACACACGUUUCAGGAUGGCGUCUGCAAAUACCACAUAUGGACAGAAGGACUCCUCGGACCAGAACUUUGAUUACAUGUUUAAAAUCCUCAUCAUCGGCAACAGCAGCGUAGGAAAGACUUCCUUCCUUUUUCGCUAUGCAGAUGACUCAUUCACACCAGCCUUCGUGAGCACAGUGGGCAUUGACUUCAAGGUCAAGACCAUCUACAGGAACGACAAGAGGAUAAAGCUGCAGAUCUGGGAUACCGCUGGCCAGGAGCGCUACAGGACGAUCACCACAGCUUACUACAGGGGAGCCAUGGGCUUCAUCCUCAUGUAUGAUAUAACCAACGAGGAGUCCUUCAACGCCGUGCAAGACUGGUCAACCCAGAUCAAGACAUACUCAUGGGACAAUGCUCAGGUGCUCUUGGUGGGGAACAAGUGUGACAUGGACGAUGAACGAGUAGUGGCUGCAGAGAGGGGCAGGCAGCUGGCAGAACAGCUGGGUUUUGAGUACUUUGAGGCGAGCGCCAAAGACAACAUUAACGUGAAGCAGACCUUCGAGCGGCUGGUGGACAUCAUCUGUGAGAGGAUGGCAGAGAGUCUGGACAACAAUGACCCAAAUGUCACCGGAGCUAAACAGGGGCCACAGCUCAAUGAGCAGCCUCAUAGGUCCCAUCAAGAUUGUGCUUGCUAAACACGACUACACACACACAUAAAUACACACACUGUCUGCUGUCCUGAAAUCCACACACCUUAGUUAUUUUUUUCAGUUUGUCUCUUGCUGUCUCUUUCUUUCUCAUAAGGAAAUAAAUCAGAAUGCAAACACUGCCAUUCAGAGUCACAUAACGUGGCUGCUUUAAUUCUCCACCCCUGUCACUACACCAAGAGCUCUAUCCACGAGCCGGCUUUCCCCAAAUAUUUGGUGUUUUCAGAGAUGUCAUCCAAAGGUUUUUGUUCAUUUUGUGUAACACAAGACAUGUGAUAGUGAUAAUUUAGUCAGAGGGGUGAAGAAAGUUCAACAAAGGUAUCAACAAUCCCAAGUUGUCUUUAUUUCAUACUUAUACACAUACAGUACACACACAGACACGCACGCACGCACACAUGCGCACACACUAAAAGGCCAGUGAAGGCUGAGACUCCAUCAUUCCUUAUUGACAAGUCUACAAUUGGGGUUAACUCCAAAAGGCUGUGAAGGAAGGAUAUUUUCCUCCACCUCCAGGUCCUAAUGCCUCAAACCUAAAUGGAUAGAAAUCAAUUGCAGUUGUUUCACUUUUAGAAUAUAUGUUUCUCGCUGUGGAUAGAGUUGAUGGGGUUUUUGGCUGGGUGUGGUUUUGAGCAUGUGAAAUCUCCCGUCGUUCCCAGUGUUGAUUGAGUUUCUACAGGUAGUUAUGAUCCAAGUUUGACAUCCAAACAGGGUCAUUUGAAAGUUUGUCCUACUUUGAAUUUUAGGAAUAAAUGCAAGAAUAGCAAAAGUCAUGCAUAUCAGUUUGCUAGUCAAGUUACAUCGUUAUAGGAGUCAUCUUCAGCCCCUUCCCAGAUUUUUAAACAUUUUUUAAGGAUCUGCAUGGCCCCUAGGGCUGCUAGAUAUUUGAUUUCUAGGUUUUUUUUUUGUUUUGUUUUUGUUUUUUUUACUUUUGUUACUGUUUUUUAAGACAUGACAAAAAAAGGAUAAGUGAUGUCUUUCACCACACAGGGAAGAGUGUAUAAAUGUUUAAAAGCCAAUAGAUGUGCAUUUUUAAAUGCAUAUAUAAUAUAAAUACAUAUAUAAGUAACAUAUUAUACACUCUGAAUGAUUUAGGAUAUUGGAUUCCUACCUGUGCUUUAGUGAGGGGGUGCAUGUUGAUGUUUUUAGCUGAUGAUGGUUGGAUGGUUAUUUGUCUGAGCGGCUGUCUGAAUUAAAAACCCAUCAGUCAUACAGUUUCAGUACCAAACGGAGCUAAAGGUUUAACAUGUUAAGCCCAUGGCCCCUUCUCAUUGUAUUAACUUUCAUUCACUGCAUACAAUGUGCACCAUGCACUCAGUAGAAUGGCAUGUGAUUCAGUGUGAGCACUGGUACACCACAGAGCUGCCAUCUCCAUCAACUUCAGGAUAGUUUCUUAGAGUAUGUCAUUGUAGAUGAUAUUUCUGUCUAUUUUAGGGAAAACAUGAUGUUUUUAAGCAUGUUUAAUGUCAAAUGGUGCGUUUUAUUUCUCUCUCUGAUGCUAAGGUUAGGGAUUUGUCUGCUUGAGUAUACAGUACAAAACGUUCUGUAAAUCAUGCUUUCACAGAUGUGCUGAGGCAUGCGAAAAUAUUUUCCACACCUCAGUUAUUUCAAAAUACAACAUUUGUUUUGUAUUAUUUAUAACUUAAUUUAUUUUUACGAUAGUUUUCUUCCUAGAUUAUGCACUGCAAUCUGCACUUGACUUUUUAAAGAGAUGUUCAGUAGUAUUCAUUGCUUAAACUAUUCCAGCUUUUUAAUGAAAAUGUGUUUGUGUUUACAGUGAGUACAAAGCUUAACAUGCUUCCUCAAGAGGAAAGUUAAACAUUCCAGUGUAAGAGCCUCUUAUCAUGUCCACACAGCUUUAGUGGGAAGUUUGUUUGUCUUUUGUUAUCAGUUAUGUAACUCUUAAGGCUUGGUAGAGUGGAAGCCGACUGUUCUCAUAGAGCAAUAGCAGUUCUUUAUCUCCACACCCAAAUAUCAGCAGCAUACAAUCCUGCAGACGAUUUGUAACACAUGUAUUGUAUGUGGCUGUGUGAAUAUACAGUUUGUAUGAAGGCAGUUGUAAUAUUUGUUCUUUCCAAAGAGGUCUUGACAAUAAAUUUAGAGCCAAAAAAGAGUGCUUGUUACAUACUUGUUAGACUUGUACUGACAAAGUUGUCUGAUAGUGCUUUCCUAUGCUGUGUAGUAAUUUCAAAAUUGUUUUGGGAAGUAAACUGAGUACUCUGAACACUUCAUUAAAAAAGUGAUGGUUCUUACUGCAUCGGUUCACUUUUGACUUGAUUGUUACUUUAUUUAUUGUGUUUUGCUACAGCUGUAAACUUGCCGAUGACGUAGAAACACAUAUCACUCCUGUUCAACUCACUGCCGCCUCUUUCUCCCUCCCUGUCAUAAACCUUUGUAAAUAGGAAUUUUCUGCCCGUCAGGUAUUAGUUGUGUGAAAUGUGCUGUAAUUCUGUGAUACCAGAUUUGCUAAAAUGAGUAAUCAAUAAACAGAUUCUAAAUGCUG